This is a messenger RNA of Blastomyces gilchristii SLH14081, 521 nucleotides long. RefSeq names its product ubiquitin-like-specific protease 2. The coding region runs from base 1 to 291 and encodes 96 amino acids. NCBI's taxonomy places the organism in Eukaryota, Fungi, Ascomycota, Eurotiomycetes, Onygenales, Ajellomycetaceae. The transcript has a single exon. The record is from RefSeq and is a predicted model, not a curated record.
AUGGCUGCGAAAGGCAUACCACAGCAGUCUAAUACAUUCAACUGUGGCCUUUACCUUUUGGCAUAUCUUGAGAAAUCCAUUCAAAACCCAGGUGAUUUUGUUACCAAGCUCCUUCAUAACAGAACGAAUGAGGAUGUUGACCGGUCAAUGUUGAGAUCUGAUCUAUUUCGCCAGCGCCUCCAAGUUGUCUUACCGGCUUUAUACAAGGAGCAAGAUGGCGAAGAUGGCAUGGAUGCUGAGCGACUGUUGAUUGUUGAUACCGAGCCACUGAAUAUCCUGCUGUGUGGAUGAACUGGCACCGCGCCAUGGGACGAUGCUUCCACUUUGAGUGGCUUUAAAAGACUGAGGGCCUCAAGGCGUGUUGCAGGCUUCUUCCUCCAAACUUGGCUAGGAUUCCCACAGUUAUACAAUGACGGCGCGCCGCUAUACCGUGACAUGACAAAUGCAGACCGCUGCAUGUCCUAGAUAGUUUCUCCAAUCCACCUAAAAGCCUUAAUUUGCGAUUGAAUCGCAAUGGUCAG